Messenger RNA from Pimephales promelas (fathead minnow), 1208 nucleotides. RefSeq names its product claudin-4. Gene Ontology annotation, molecular function: structural molecule activity. NCBI's taxonomy places the organism in Eukaryota, Metazoa, Chordata, Actinopteri, Cypriniformes, Leuciscidae. Gene Ontology annotation, cellular component: bicellular tight junction; membrane. The record is from RefSeq and is a predicted model, not a curated record.
GAAGGCUAGGAACAGAAGUAAUUUCUUGGAUUAAGAGAGGAGCGAACACUUUCAAGCCAUCAAAGCCAAGCAAACAAGAGAAAAAUGGUGUCUACGUGCCGACAAACCCUGGGCAUUUCUCUAGGCAUGAUUGGUUUCAUCGGAGCUAUUGUGAUUUGUGUCCUUCCUAUGUGGAAGGUGACCGCAUUCAUUGGUUCUAAUAUUGUGACUGCACAGAUUUUCUGGGAAGGCUUGUGGAUGAACUGUGUGGUACAAAGCACAGGACAAAUGCAGUGCAAAAUCUACGACUCCCUCUUGGCCUUACCUCAGGACUUGCAGGCUGCUCGGGCACUUGUGAUCAUCGCCAUCAUUGUGUGCAUCUUUGGGAUCAUCCUGGGAAUUGCCGGUGGAAAAUGUACCAGCUUUGUCGAGGGUGAAAGCACAAAGGUGAAGGUGGCUAUUGCUAGUGGUGUAAUCUUCAUCAUCGCUGGAGUGCUGGUUCUGGUCCCCGUCUGUUGGUCAGCUAACACCAUCAUCAGGGAUUUCUACAACCCCUUGCUCACAGAUGCCCAAAGAAGGGAGAUGGGACCUUCUCUCUAUAUUGGAUUUGGUGCAGCUGCACUGCUGAUCCUGGGAGGAGGUAUACUGUGCAGCUCCUGCCCACCUAAGGAGGACAACUAUGGCAUCAAGUACUCUCAGCCACGGUCCGUUGCCACCAGCAAAGCCUACGUCUGAAAGAGAUCAAGCACACUAAGACUUUUUACUUGCAAAGACUCUCUUUUUUCCCUUGUAAAACCUCUUUAUUCCCAGCUGUGGAUAUUUUUUUUUUUCCCAAGGAGAAACAGUAGAAGGACAGUGUCUGAUAUGACAUAUAGUUUAUAUUCUGUUUUGUGCUGUGCUUAUACAGAUCACUGAAAGAGAAAAUUGUGAAUGUAUAAUGUGAUGAGAGGAAUCCAACACAGGGAAGCAACAGAGAUCUGUUUUUCAUAAACAAGCCAUUCUUGCAAUUUAUGUUUAAAAUUACAAUAGUAAUGGUUUUAUUAAUCAAAAAAGUUAAAGAUAUCUAACUGGUAAUAAAAUACAAUGUCUUUGGUUUUAUAAAAUGUGUGUUAACCUUCUUAUCAAGUUCGUUUUAGUUACAUAAAUUAGCAUUUUUUUGCACAAAGAUGUCUUGAUCAUUAAAUUUGUCUAAUUAUUUUAAUAUUAAAAUAAAUGGCUCUGUAAAACAA